CAGAUUGAAGAUGCCAUGCUUAUGUUUGAUAAAUCAACCAAUAGACAUCGAGGUUUCGGGUUUGUUACUUUUGAAACGGAAGAUGCAGUAGAAAAAGUUUGUGAAAUACAUUUCCACGAAAUAAUGGGUAAAAUGGUAAUUAACUCUAUUUUUAUAUUUGACUUGUAUUGGCAUGGCUGUGUUCUUUUGUCCUUACAGGUUGAAUGUAAGAAAGCUCAGCCAAAAGAAGUUAUGUUACCUACACAAUUAGCACGUGGACGA
Molecule: messenger RNA, 261 nt
Organism: Lottia gigantea (owl limpet)
Lineage: Eukaryota; Metazoa; Mollusca; Gastropoda; Lottiidae
Exons: 3
Cellular component (GO): cytoplasm
Molecular function (GO): RNA binding
Source: RefSeq, a predicted model, not a curated record